This is a messenger RNA of Fomitiporia mediterranea MF3/22, 420 nucleotides long. RefSeq lists its product as uncharacterized. Lineage: Eukaryota; Fungi; Basidiomycota; Agaricomycetes; Hymenochaetales; Hymenochaetaceae. The transcript has 2 exons. Bases 1 to 420 code for a protein of 139 amino acids. The record is from RefSeq and is a predicted model, not a curated record.
AUGAGGUGGAUGGAAGAAAAAGAUUAUGGUCGCGUAUUGAUAUACACGUGGUCCUGCUAUUUGCACUUAUUUGUUUUCUUCGGCUGUCCCUUCAAGUUCUUCGUCGAUAAUCAGAACCAUCAACCUGACUUUGAACAUCAAGUAGUCCUUACGAGACCGAAGGACACAUGUUCUGCACAAUCCGUCGCGCUCACAAACAUCAUUAUUUUUACCGAGGAACCUCACUUUAAAAUAGUCUCGCCUGCAGCCGGAAGGAUCUCUGAACAUGGAAAUCGCUUUCCUAUCCCGACGAGCGCUGAAUCCCGUCAAGGAUACAAUGCGGCGAUGCUAACACCCUGUGGAAGGAUCCUACAACGUACACCUCGCUCCAAGAGCUCCUAUCAUGGGAAGAAACCGAAACUCCGCUCAUUCGACAGCUAA